Metarhizium robertsii ARSEF 23 is the source of this 624-nucleotide messenger RNA. Its product is annotated as carbohydrate-binding WSC domain protein. The record is from RefSeq and is a predicted model, not a curated record. Lineage: Eukaryota; Fungi; Ascomycota; Sordariomycetes; Hypocreales; Clavicipitaceae. The transcript is spliced from 3 exons. The coding region runs from base 1 to 624 and encodes 207 amino acids.
AUGUUGUUUUCUACUGCUUUCAUCGCCAUUGCCACCGCCGUCGCCGCCUCACCCGCGUGCGUGCCUCCCCCCGGUGUGCUCCCCAAUGAUAUCGCAGAGGGCUUCACGAUCCAGGUCCAGAAUGCGUCCUUCCCCGAGAUACACAACCUCUUGUUGAACCAAAAGGAGGGGGGCGGCGGCGACCAGCACCUGUCUCUGGGCCCGGAUGGUGCGCCUGCAACCGGUUUGACGCUCGUCGAAGGCGUCAUCACGCAGCUGAAAGAUGGCAAGACGAUUCGGGCCGUCAUCAACGGCCAAUAUACCCCAUUUGACAACACGACCAAGAUGUUCAUGACGGAGCGCGGUGACCCGCGUGCCGUGUAUGAUGUUGUGCGCCGCUGCAAUCCGGAAACGCACAAGCUCCAGGAGGAGCUGGCGUUUAAGAGUCUGGCGGACGUGACGGGCGGGCAUAUAUGCGUGAGGCGUGCGUCCGAGAAGAGGUGGGAUGUACGCUACUCGCCUCCUGGAAAUACUGCCGUUGAUAAUCCGGACAAGCUAUGCAUCAAGGUGACGUUGGUGGUGCGCCGUAAUGAAGGCCAGUCGGUUCCGAAUCUGCCGCCGGAUGCCGAAAGUGCAUCGUGCUAG